This is a messenger RNA of Leptonychotes weddellii (Weddell seal), 2251 nucleotides long. RefSeq names its product angiopoietin like 7 (gene ANGPTL7). Gene Ontology annotation, biological process: blood coagulation. NCBI's taxonomy places the organism in Eukaryota, Metazoa, Chordata, Mammalia, Carnivora, Phocidae. The record is from RefSeq and is a predicted model, not a curated record.
AAUAUUUAAGAUGCUGAGUCUGUAGAGUGUUCAGGGAAAGAAGGGAAAGGUAUAGGGAGGCCAAUUAAUUUGCACUUUUAAACUGAAGCUUUGACAAAGGCUAAGAAAGAGCAAGGGAAGAGAAAGCAAGAGCGUGGUUAGCCCAUCCAGGGAGAAAGUGCACACUUGUAAUUUGCUCCAGCUUUGCAGACCUCAGCUGGGCAUAUCCAGAUCCCCAAAAGGAAGAUCAUUCCUCACCCAGGCCCAAGAAAGAUGCUGAAAAAGACUCUCUCAGAGGUGACCUGGCUCUGCAUUUUCAUCAUGGCCUUUGUCAGCCCCCCAGCGUGGCCACAGAAGCCCCCAAAACGCAAGACACCCGUGCAGCUCCAAGUGGCCACCUGCUGUGAGGAGGCAAAGGAGCUCAAGGCCCAGAUCGCCAAUCUAAGCAGGCUGCUAAGUGAACUGAGCCAGAAGCAGGAGAGGGACUGGGUCAGCGUGGUCAUGCAGGUGAUGGAGCUGGAGAGCAGCACCAAGCGCAUGGAGUCACGGCUCACAGACGCGGAGAGCAAGUACUCGGAAAUGAACAACCAGAUUGACAUUAUGCAGCUGCAGGCGGCCCAGACUGUCACCCAGACCUUGGCAGAUGCCAUCUAUGACUGCUCGUCCCUCUACCAGAAGAACUACCGCAUCUCUGGAGUGUACAAGUUGCCUCCUGAUGACUUUCUGGGCAGCCCCGAGCUGGAGGUGUUCUGUGACAUGGAGACAUCAGGCGGCGGCUGGACCACCAUUCAGAGACGGAAGAGUGGCCUUGUUUCCUUCUACCGGGACUGGAAGCAGUACAAGCUGGGCUUUGGCAGCAUCCGUGGGGACUUUUGGCUGGGGAAUGAGCACAUCCACCGGCUGUCCAGACGGCCAACCCGGCUACGUGUGGAGAUGGAGGACUGGGAGGGCAGCGUGCGCUACGCGGAGUACAGCCACUUCGUCCUGGGCAACGAACUGAACAGCUACCGCCUCUUCCUGGGGAACUACAGUGGCAACGUGGGGAACGACGCCCUGGUCUACCACAACAACACGGCCUUCAGCACCAAGGACAAGGACAACGACAACUGCUUAGACAAGUGUGCACAACUCCGCAAAGGCGGCUACUGGUACAACUGCUGCACAGACUCCAACCUCAACGGAGUGUACUACCGCCUCGGGGAGCACAACAAGCACCUGGACGGCAUCACCUGGUACGGGUGGCACGGGUCUAGCUACUCCCUCAGGCGGGUGGAGAUGAAAAUCCGCCCGGAAGACUUCCAGCCCUAAGUGGAGGCCUGCUGUGGGGCAGGGGUGGGAAAAUGGGGACAAAUGGAGGCUGGGUGAGGGCGGGGGAAGGGCAGGAAGGGGGUAGAGAAAGGUAGGGAUGGAAAAUGGCCUACAAUCACCAAUGAGAGAUCAGGAGCACAACCAAAUUUAAGUACGAGGGAUGAAUUAUUUGAACACAAUGGGUUAUCACACAUACUUCUCAGGGGGCUGGCCCGAGGGGGCUCUCUCUCUGUCCGUGAUCCCUGACAGACACUAAAAGCUUCUCCUUUCCAUUUGAUUUUUUCUGUGAAAGAAAAAUAAUUAUGACAUCACUUUACCUAUUCAGUUGAAGGCCUAGGUGUAUGAGGGCAGAAAACAGAUCCCUCACCUAAAAAAGAACCCUGUGAUUUUGAUCCUCAAGGAGAGGUCUUGGGUGUUAGAGAAAGGCAUGAAAGAGAGUGGUGGAGGAGAGUUUUGAUUUUUCAAAUCUGAUGAAAUUACCUUCGGUCUACACAUUUUUUUUUUUUAAGACAGAAAUUGUUCCACUGGUGAUGGGCUGAGCCAGGCUGGACUUGCUCAGAGGGGUCUCUGGGGCCCCAGGCCUGGUGGCGGGCCUUUAGCAACUCCCUGCUCUGCCUCUAUCGGGGUGCAAUGCCGAAAGGCAGAAGUGGGUCUAGGGGUGGCUGGGGAGUUCCAGCAGGAGGUGGGGAGAAGUCCCUCAUGGAUGCUUGCACAAAACUGCCUUAAAAUGGUCAGUCAAUACAGACAUAUCUAUUUUUAUUUUUUACUUUGUAAGAAAAGGGCUCAAAGAGCUUUCUCUUUUAACUUGUCUAUAAAAAGUGGCUGCAAAAUGAAGGUGGAUGACACUACGGUUAAUAAUUCAUGCUGUAUGUAAGUAUUUUGCUUUGUAAAAAUAAAAUACUGUAGUAUGUUGUAAACAUGCGGAGUUUCUUUUUCCUUCUACAAUAAAUUCUUCCGAAACUCA